Molecule: messenger RNA, 1986 nt
Organism: Brenthis ino (lesser marbled fritillary)
Lineage: Eukaryota; Metazoa; Arthropoda; Insecta; Lepidoptera; Nymphalidae
Source: the annotation of a GenBank genome assembly
AUGGAAAGUCGGCUUGUGCUGGUUCACUGUCUCCUCAUAGCUUUACUUUUGGUUGAAGUUAAAUGCCAACUCGUGGGUCAAAAAGGAGCUAAGGAUCCAAAUCAACCAGAGUACUGGAUUUUAGCACAGGAGUCUCUAAUCAAAUAUGUCAUUGACAGCCAAGCCCCUACGGCGUAUAACGUUGUCCGGAUGAACGGAGUAACAUCACAAAUUGUAGCUGGUAUUUUGACUGAAUUAGAUUUUGAUGCAGUAUCGACAGAUUGUUUCUCAACAGGUAGCAACUGCAAUUUACUUCAAUGCCACUCAAGAGUAUGGGAACGUGAAAGCGAUGUUCUCGGGGGAAAAGUAGAUCAGGAUCCCAAUGAACCAAAAUACAGGGAAUUAGCACAGAAGUCACUAGAUGAAUAUAUCGCGAACAAUAAUCCCGCUGCGGACUUCCACGUUUACAAGGUGCAGAAAGUAACAACACAGGUCGUGGAAGGUCUCUUAACUGAAUUAGAUUUUGAUGCACUGGAGUCAAAAUGCGUAACACCAGGUUCCAUAUGUAUAUUGCUUGGCUGGGGCGGCUCGGGCGGUCCGGGCAAGGCUGUGUCCCGCGCAGUGGAUCUCCGACCGCCGUUCCGAGUGCACGCCGCGCCGCGCACGCACCACGCACCCGUCGCCAUGAUGCGGCGUGGUUCGAUGGCGAUCGUUGGCGGCGGCGAGCCGUUGAUAGUAGUGGAGGAAACUGGGGCUGAAGAUACUGAAACUUCAUACCGGUCGCCCGUCCCCAUUCGAGGCUAUUCAGAGGACCAAGAGUCCCCACCAGAUCCGUACCACUUGUCUCCGUGGCGGGAAACCAGAAAACAUUCGCUUCCGACCCCAUCAUGUACUUCUGGACCUACUGCUAGUCAGGUACGACGUUUAUCGGAACGUGGUGAGGGCGUAGCGCGAGAAGCACGUGAAGCUGCUUUUUUGGCAACCUUAAGUCAAGCUCCACCGCAACCUGGUGGCCGAAGACAUUCUGUAGUAACAAUAUCAAGAGUUCCUCAAGCACUAUUUGGACGAGGACGCCGUGAAUCAAUUGCGGCUUUUCCUGCUCUUGCACGUCGUCGGGAUUCAGGUGCUAAAAAAUGCCCACCAGCUACUGAUACAUUGGGAAGUACUCAUAAUCUACAGCUGGACAUAAUGGACGACAUUGUCCAAGCUCGCAAAGUGCGAAUGCGUCUCUGGAAUACUUCGAGUGAAAAAGUUUGUGAGGUACAGCCGCUUGACGAAAAAUCUCCAAUAGGCGGUUCAGUAAGAUAUACAAAUCGAGGACGUAGGCACUCAGACUUUGUUGGAGCACCUCUACCACCAAUACCUGCUCGUCGUAGAGCGUCUGAAAUGCCUCCACCACCUCCCAUUCCGCCUCGCAGCGGAGCAGGCGUCGUAUGUACAGAUACAGAUCUUAAACUCAUGUUAAAUGCUCUUACGUCGUCGGCUACAGAAAUCGAUCGUUGUGGUAAACCUGAUCGAAACCGACGACUGGCAGAUAUGCGUUCCAGCAGCUUUGAUGCGUCAUCAUUGCGAGAAAAACUAUCAGAAUCAGGAACCACGUGGUUCACACGACGACAUCAAACCUUAGCGACAAAAAAGAAAGAAAACGAAGUAAUAAAACCUAAAGUAACGUUUGCACCUGACGCAAAGGCACCUCCAGGUGAUGCUGCAGCCGUGGUGUGGGAUAAACCUUCAGGAUCAGUCGUGGAUGCAAGUGCACUCGGUAGUGCAAUAGAAGUGUUUCUUCGUAGCGGCAAUAGCGUAAAUCCUGGACCUUCAACUUCAGGUACAUCCAUUUCCAAAGAAGUCCCAUCUAAACAAGAUUCGGAACCUCGGCCGACACCAAGCACCAGUCGAGCGGGAGUACGCGGUGAGGGUGAACGCUGGUUUAUAAAUAGAUCUGAAGAAGAAGAAACAGCAGAGGGCUGCGAUGCUACUCUUUGCUCGUCCCUAAAAGACCUCUUCGUA